UUUUGUUUUCUCAAUUAGGUGGUUUCGUUUUUACAAGUUAAAUAUGUCUACAAAGAAGAAAAGUAGUGGUCGUCAAAGUAAUUUGUUUACAUUCUUCCAAAAAACGCCAAAAACUGAAAAAUCUGAUGAAAUAACACCAAUUCAUGGGGAUUCUGGCAAAGAUAAAAUGGUUGAUGAGGCGAUUGAUGAUCUUGAAAAUAUUCCUACUAAAAAGAUAACAACACCUUCAAAUAAAAAUAGCCCAAAAAUUGCUAAUGGAACAAAUAAACCUAAAAUAACAACUACACCAUUAUCUGUUAAAAGAAAAUUAUCCAAAACUGAAGAAAAGCAAGAUGUUUCAAUUAUUUUAGACGAUGAUAGCAAUAGUGGAGAGAAUGUGGAGGGGUUUUUGAGUUGUGCAGGGUCUUCAUUUACCGAUUCUCCUGCCUCCCCACAAUUUUCCUUUAAACGACGGCGUGCAAUUAUUUCUUCUGACGAGGAAGAAGAUGAUGAUUUAAAUAAAUCUAAAAGUGAUAGAAAAAUUAGGAAAAAUGAAGAUAAAGUCGAUAAAAAUUUAAUUGAAGUUAAAGAAGUUUUAAAUGAUUUAAAGAGAGGAAAUGAUAGUGAAAAGAUGAGUAUUUCUGAAGAAAAAAUGGAACAAGUUGUUCCAAUUGUUGAUGACGAUAGCUGUCAAUUAAUUAGCCAGGAGAAAGAAAAUAAAUCUACAGUGAAGGCUCAUUCAUUUAUUGAAUUAUUUAGUUUUUCUAAUAACGAUGGUGAAGAGAUUAUCUCAGACCAAAAACAACAAAGUAAAUCAUCUUCCAAUGUCUUAAAAACCCCUAAAUCAACCAAAGCUUCACACGAAGAAGAAAACAAAGCCGGUGACGAUCAUUUUCCCCAUCUGGAUUUUGAAUUUUUAAAAAAGCCAAGAGAUGCACAAAAAAGGAAACCAACAGAUCCAGAAUAUGAUUCUCGAACACUUUUUGUUCCUCCAGAUUUUCUUAAACAACAAUCGCCAGGUUUUAUUUUUUUUAUUCUUUUAUUUAUUAAUUUAGGUCAUCAACAAUGUUGGUAA
This is a messenger RNA of Meloidogyne enterolobii, 1054 nucleotides long. The record is from the annotation of a GenBank genome assembly. Lineage: Eukaryota; Metazoa; Nematoda; Chromadorea; Rhabditida; Meloidogynidae.